UCGGUGAUCGAGCGCUAUAAAGUCAUGUUGCCAACGCAUAAGCUAUUCCCCUCCCUCUCCCUCGUCGCUCACUAUUCCCCCGUCCUCGCCGCACACACGCACCAUGUCCUUUCUCGGCACUCUCAACUCAUCCGAGGCAACACUCGUGGCCACACCCACAGAGAAGACGCCUCGCACUAGAGGCGUGUCUUCCAUGCACUUUAAGAGCGCGACGACCGGCGUUGCCACAAAGAACAUGCGCAAUGAGCUCAACAGGCUUGUGAACACCGUGUCGGACUCCACCACUAAGAAGGCUUUCGACACGGAGAUGCAGUCGUUCUUCUAUCUGUUCACGCGUUACCUCGCAGAGAAGGCGCAAAGCAAGGAGCUCGACUGGGACCGUAUCAAGUCGCCAUCGGCGGACAAAGUCGUCCCGUAUGACCAGCUGCCUUCGAACCCCGACCCCAAGAACCUCAACAAGCUCGCUGUCCUCAAGGUGAACGGCGGUCUUGGUACCUCCAUGGGCAUGACUGGCGCCAAGUCGGCGCUCGAAGUCAAAAACGAUAUGACGUUCCUCGACCUGACCGUGCGGCAGAUCGAGCACCUAAACACCACAGAACGUGUUGACGUGCCGUUGAUCCUCAUGACCUCCUUCAAUACGCACGAGGAUACGUUGCGGAUCAUUAAGAAGUAUGCGAAUCAACAGCUGCGUAUCACAACGUUCAAUCAGAGCCGGUACCCGCGCAUUCUGAAGGAGUCGCUCAUGCCGUUCCCGAAGAACGCGAAUGACGACAAGAACAAGUGGUACCCGCCCGGCCACGGUGACUUGUACAAUGCGUUGCUCCACUCUGGCGUGCUUGAUCAGCUGCUUUCUGAGGGAAAGGAGUACCUGUUCGUGUCCAACUCGGACAACCUCGGUGCUGUUGUUGAUGAGAAUAUCCUCCAACACAUGGUCGACUCCCAGGCGGAGUUCAUCAUGGAGGUCACCGACAAGACGAAGGCGGACGUCAAGGGUGGAACGCUUAUCGACUACGAGGGCACCAUCCAGCUGCUCGAGAUUGCACAGGUUCCGUCAGAGCACGUCGAGGACUUCAAGUCCGUGCGCAAGUUCAAGAUCUUCAACACGAACAACCUCUGGAUUAACCUGAGGGCUGUGAAGCGCAUCAUGGAGGAAGAGGGCAUGGAGCUCGACAUCAUCGUCAACCCCAAGACGACCGACGACGGGCAGGCCGUCAUCCAGCUCGAGACCGCCGUGGGCGCGGCAAUCAAGCACUUCCGAAACGCACACGGCGUGAACGUGCCGCGGUCGCGUUUCUUGCCUGUGAAGAGCUGCUCGGACCUGCUGCUCAUCAAGAGCGAUAUCUAUUCGCUCGAGCACGGGCAGCUUGUGAUCAACGAGAACCGCAUGUUUGGCACUACGCCGGUCAUCAAGCUCGGCGACCACUUCAAGAAGAUCGCGCAGUUCCAGAAGCGGUUCAAGAAGAUCCCUAAGAUUAUUGAGCUGGAUCAUUUGACGGUCACGGGGGAUGUAUACUUUGGGCGGAACGUUACCCUGCGGGGCACCGUCAUUGUCGUCGCGAACGAAGGUCAGCGGAUCGACAUUCCGGACGGUUGUAUACUGGAGAACCGGCUGCUCUCCGGAAACCUGACCAUGACGGAACUAUGAUCACAUACCCACUUACUAGAUACCCGCUCGGACUGAGACUCUUGCUCCGCACUUUCUUGCAUACAUACUCGCAGCUCGGACAGACUGAUAUUGGGUCGCUUGGACGUUACGUUCUGCUACUUAGGCUAUAGUGAUACUGGUAGUGAAGAUAUCGUAGAAAUCGUAUACAAAGCAAGUGUAGGCACGCGUAUAGUAGGCACUCACUAUGUUGUUGGUUGGUACUGUCGAAGAAAUCAAAGAGGUUCUAUGCACGCAGAA
Messenger RNA from Laetiporus sulphureus 93-53, 1903 nucleotides. RefSeq names its product UTP--glucose-1-phosphate uridylyltransferase. The transcript has 11 exons. The record is from RefSeq and is a predicted model, not a curated record. NCBI's taxonomy places the organism in Eukaryota, Fungi, Basidiomycota, Agaricomycetes, Polyporales, Laetiporaceae. Gene Ontology annotation, cellular component: cytoplasm. Gene Ontology annotation, biological process: UDP-alpha-D-glucose metabolic process; glycogen metabolic process. Bases 104 to 1645 code for a protein of 513 amino acids. Gene Ontology annotation, molecular function: UTP:glucose-1-phosphate uridylyltransferase activity.